Echinococcus granulosus is the source of this 366-nucleotide messenger RNA. Its product is annotated as Alkylated DNA repair protein AlkB. Gene Ontology annotation, molecular function: demethylase activity; oxidoreductase activity. The record is from RefSeq and is a predicted model, not a curated record. NCBI's taxonomy places the organism in Eukaryota, Metazoa, Platyhelminthes, Cestoda, Cyclophyllidea, Taeniidae. Gene Ontology annotation, biological process: oxidative demethylation. The transcript has 2 exons. The coding region runs from base 1 to 366 and encodes 121 amino acids.
AUGCCCGUACAGAUUUUUUUGCAAAUAUCGAGGUCAGCUUUUGGUGAGCUCGUGAAGGUUGAGUGCCAAGACUUCGGUUUGAAGGUUAACUUCAAGAAGCAACGCAUUGCUUUCAAGUACUUUACGGGACUUCCGGAUAAUAUCCGUCCUCUAGUUCAGCACGUUCAUCAACGUAGGCGUACCAGUGGUGUCAAAUCUAAGGAUCUCCAUCCAGUCGAACUGUGCAACUUGGAGUACCUCCCAGAGAGAAGAGCUGCAAUUGUUCCCCACGUUGACGACACCUGGCUACGGGGUGAGCGUCUCAUUUCAUUGAAUUUAGCUUCUGCUGCGAACAUGACCUUCACGUCCCCCGCAUUCGGCCCUUGA